AUGGGCGCUAAACCGAGUACCGCGAAUGGAGGGCAGAGUCCGCGCACCAGGACAUUCUCGACGAGCUCCAGCUCGGAAGUGGUUUCGGGUGGGGCGGGGUUUAGUUUACUACGAGCGAUACCUGGGAUCCAGGUUUCUAGUGACCGGCAGCGCGCGCGAUCCUUGUCCUCGGUGCCGGAUUUGCAUGCCUCCCAUGAGGCUAUCGCGAUUCCUGCUAACUCGCAGAGUUACGAGGCGUCAGCUGCUGCGAGCCCCGACACGGAUUCCAGCUCCAACGAGGAGGCAGGUCCGGCGCCCGGCACUUCCCUUGCCUUGGGCAGGGUCUACGCCGCGCAUUCGUUGCCAUCACACAUUUGGUCUUUGAAUGGUAAGUGAUUUUCCUUACAUUUCCUAUUUAAUGACUACUAGAAAGGCCAGUGUGUACAUGUCAUAAGUUACAUGCUGUUUUUUAUAGCUGUUAUUUGUAUUUGCAGACAUAUUCUGUUUAUUAUUGGUAGAAUAAUUACAUUAAUCUUAUAAUUACAUAGUGAAACUGUGCAAUUACUGUGACAAACCUCUGAAAAUCUGCAUGACAUUGACUUUUAUUCUAUCUAUGUUAUCAUAAUUAUAAUAACAUCGAAAGAUAUGACUUUUUUAUUUGUUGCUUUGUGCUACACAAUUAUCUUAUCUCUUAACCUUAUAUUGUGCCUAGGUUUAUUAAACUAACUUUCUCAAUGUGAUGAUUGAAUAACCUG
Molecule: messenger RNA, 734 nt
Organism: Chilo suppressalis (striped riceborer)
Lineage: Eukaryota; Metazoa; Arthropoda; Insecta; Lepidoptera; Crambidae
Source: the annotation of a GenBank genome assembly